AUGUUUCUUCCUGUGGGGUAUCCGGAUAGUGUUCAUGAAUGUUAUGCUAAAUUUCAUUUUUGGUUGGGACUAGAAACCUUUAUAGGAUCUUCGGUACGUCAAGCUAUGUUAUCAUCAUUAGGAUUAGGUCAUGCCGAAGCAGCAGCUGGUGCAGUGGCAAUUCAAUGGGUACUUAAAGAUGGAUUUGGAGAAAUAGGAAAAUUAUUUUUUAUUAAAAGAUUUGCGUAUUCAUUUGAUUCCCAUCCUAAAACUUGGAAGAUGGUGGGAUAUUUUCUUCAAUUAUGUACAUGCGUGGUGAGACCAUCAUUCUUCUUACCUUUGGCUUCAUUGGGUAAUGCAUUUGAAAGUAUUCAAUAUAGUAUCCUGGGUGCUUGUCAUAUGGCAUUUGUGAGAAAUUUUGCUGUAGGUGAUGUUGUGGCCAAAGAUGAUGCACAAAUGUCAUUUGCACAUUUGCUUGGAAUGUUAUGUGGAGUAGGAUUGAUCACCGUGUCACAUGAACCAGCAUUCCUUUUCACUUGUUUUACCGCUUUCGCCCCAUUUAAUGUUUAUAUCACAUUGGCCUUAUUGAACUCGGCUCAAUUUGAAAUCUUGAAUCAAGCCAAAUUAGCAUUGAUCGCAAGACAAUAUAUUGAUUGUGAUAAGGUUCCCACGAUGGAAGAAUUAAAAGAUCGAGAAAUUGGAUUUGGGGAAUGGAUUCGACCUGGUAAAAGUCCGAUCGGGGUUAAAAUCAAAUUGGGAGUGGCCGCUUCGGAAGCAUUUCGAAGAACUGAAGAUAUGAUGGAUUCUUUGGAUGUAUUAUGGAAUAUAUUACUUAAUGGGGUGGAUAUGAAAGAUAUCAAAGGGAAUAAUAUUUCGAAUGAAGAUAUUACCCAAUAUAUUCGAAAGGCCAUGCGAGAAAGUCAUAAAUGGACAAAUGAAAAGUUUGGUAAGUUUGUGGCGGAAUUGGAUGAUAAGGAUUGGCAAAGUGAUGUGGUUUUUUGGUCCGAUAAAGGAUUUCGAGUGAAAUGGGAACGCAAUAAAGAAGGAAAGAUAUAA
Molecule: messenger RNA, 1035 nt
Organism: Diversispora eburnea
Lineage: Eukaryota; Fungi; Glomeromycota; Glomeromycetes; Diversisporales; Diversisporaceae
Source: the annotation of a GenBank genome assembly